This is a messenger RNA of Rubroshorea leprosula, 3688 nucleotides long. The record is from the annotation of a GenBank genome assembly. NCBI's taxonomy places the organism in Eukaryota, Viridiplantae, Streptophyta, Magnoliopsida, Malvales, Dipterocarpaceae.
CUGCAACAACCGCCAUAACUGCCUCUUUCUUUUAAAACAUCCGUCCACUUUCUUGUUCUCUCCCUAUCUAUCAGAUGGAACUCAAGAUUUUUGCCUUCCUCUUAGUGUUGCUAAUAUUGGGGUCUUAUCCUUCCCAAGUCAUUGGAACCAACCAAUCUCAGUUCUUCACACUCAUGAAAUCUUCUUUGUCAGGAAAUGCUCUGUCUGAUUGGGAUAUUAUGGGAAGGAAGUGUUAUUGCAAUUUCACAGGAAUUAGCUGCAAUGAUAGAGGGUAUGUCGAAAAGCUUAAUAUGUCUGGGUGGUCAAUAUCUGGCAAUUUUCCAGCUGAUACAUGCUCAUAUCUGCCAGAGUUACGUGUUCUUGAUCUCAGCCGAAAUGAUCGACUUCGUGGCAAUUUCAUCAACAGCAUCGCCAACUGCUCUCUCUUGGAAAUACUCAACAUGAGUUCAGUUCAAUUAAGAGCAAAGCUUCCAGAUUUCUCCAAAAUGAAAUCUCUGCGCAUACUUGACAUCUCAUACAAUCACUUUACAGGUGACUUCCCCUUGACAAUAACUAACCUUACCAAUCUUGAGGUGCUUUAUGUCAACGAGAAUGAAGAAUUGAACCCAUGGAAACUACCGGAGAACAUUUCCAGACUGACAAAGCUCAAAGUUAUGGUCUUCACAACAUGCAAGUUGUAUGGUCAGAUCCCACCAUCAAUUGGAAACAUGACAUCGCUUGUUGACCUCGAAUUGUCUGGCAAUUUUUUCACAGGUCGGAUUCCUGUAGAGCUUGGAAAGCUGAAGAACUUGCAGCAGCUUGAACUAUACUAUAAUUACUUAACUGGAAGCAUACCCGAGGAACUGGGAAACCUGACCGAGCUUAUAGACCUGGACAUGUCAGUCAAUAUUCUCCAAGGAAGCAUUCCAGAGUCUGUAUGUAGGCUUCCAAAACUUCGAGUCCUGCAGCUUUACAACAGCAGUCUCACAGGAGAAAUCCCAACUGCAAUUGCAGAAUCCACAACCCUGACCAUCCUCUCACUUUAUCACAAUUUCUUUACAGGGCAAGUUCCACAGAAUCUGGGGCUAUCAUCACCUCUAGUUGCUCUAGACGUGUCAGAGAACAAUCUAUCAGGUCCACUGCCACCAGAGAUCUGUCGAGGAGGUAAACUGCAGUACUUUCUUGUUCUUGAAAACAUGUUUUCUGGCCACAUACCUGACAACUAUGCAAACUGCAAGAAUAUUUUACGGUUUCGAGUUAGUAAGAACCGUCUGGAUGGGUCAAUACCCAAAGGGCUUCUAGGUCUCCCUCAUGCUUCCAUCAUUGACUUGAGUUACAAUAAUCUGACCGGUCCAUUGCCAAAUUCAAUUGUUAACGCGAGGAACUUGUCUGAAUUGCUCAUACAGAACAACAAGAUUACAGGUGCUCUGCCGCGUGAACUUUCCCAAGCUAUCAAUCUUGUGAAGCUUGAUCUUAGUAACAACCUCUUGUCUGGUCCAAUACCUUCAGAAAUUGGCAAUCUGAUGAAGCUAAAUUUACUGGUGCUGCAAGGCAACAAGCUCAAUUCUUACAUUCCCAACUCACUUUCCAUGCUCAAGUCUUUGAACGUUCUUGAUCUCUCCGAUAACCUCCUGACUGGGAAUAUCCCAGAGAGUCUAUGUGAAUUAUUACCAAACUCCAUAAACUUUUCAAACAAUGAGCUUUCUGGUCCAAUUCCUCUGUCACUGAUCAAAGGAGGGUUAGUAGAGAGCUUUUCAGGAAACCCAGGUCUCUGUGUUCCAGUCUACGUUCAAAAUUUUCCCAUAUGUUCACAGACCAACAAGAAGCAGAAAAGGCUAAGUUACAUCUGGGCGGUUGGGCUUACAGCUAUUAUCACUGUUGUUGGAUUGCUCCUGUUUUCAAAACACCGAUGCAGUAAAGAAAGAGCUGUGAAAGAGCAUGAUCAGACCUUGUCUUCAUCUUUCUUUUCAUAUAAGGUAAAGAGCUUCCAUCGAAUAAGUUUUGAUCAGCAUGAAAUCCUUGAAGCCAUGGUUGAUAAAAACAUUGUUGGUCAUGGAGGAUGUGGCACAGUUUAUAAAAUUGAACUGAAAAGCGGGGAGGUUGUUGCAGUGAAGAAGCUGUGGACUGUGAAAGCAAAAGAUUCUACCCCGGAGGAUGGGCUGGUUUGGGAUAAAGGGUUGAAGACUGAGGUUGAAACUCUUGGAAACAUAAGACAUAAAAACAUAGUGAAAUUGUAUAGCUACUUCUCAAGUUUCGAUUGCAGCCUGCUGGUUUAUGAGUACAUGCCAAAUGGAAAUCUAUGGGAUGCUCUUCGUAACGGAUGGAUCCACCUGGACUGGCCAACUCGACAUCAAAUUGCACUUGGUGUUGCACAGGGUUUGGCAUACCUACACCAUGAUCUGCUGCCACCCAUCAUCCACAGAGACAUCAAGUCCACCAAUAUCCUCCUGGAUGUCAAUUACCAGCCCAAGGUUGCAGACUUUGGCAUAGCCAAAGUUUUGCAAGCAAGAGGAGGUAAAGAUUCCACCACUACUGUUAUUGCAGGCACCUAUGGUUAUAUGGCUCCAGAAUAUUCAUUUUCAAAUAAAGCCACAACCAGGUGUGAUGUCUACAGUUUUGGAGUGGUUUUACUAGAACUAAUAACUGGGAAGAAGCCAGUUGAGGCAGAGUUUGGAGAGAACAAGAACAUUGUAUAUUGGGUUUCUACAAAGGUUGAUACUCGGGAAGGAAUUAUGGAAGUGCUAGACAGGCGUCUCUCAGGGUCAUUCAGGUCUGAGAUGAUUGAGGUUCUCUGGAUUGCGAUACGCUGUACAUACAAUAAUCCAACCCAACGACCAACCAUGAAUGAGGUCGUUCAGUUGCUGCUUGAGGCAGAGCCUUGCGGAUUUGAUUCUAGUAAAUUUUCAAGUAAGACAAAAGACACAUCAAAUUUCACCAAGACAAAGAACCCAUCGGACUCAUGAUCAAAUAAAUAGCAUGAUUGGGUUGAGGUGAAGGUAAUGUAGCAUCUUUAGAACAGCAGAGUCACAAAAGCAUCGAAAAUUCAUACUUAUCACAGUGGCUCGUAGAUUCUCUCCCUUUUUUUGCUUUUUUUUUUUUCAUCUAUCUAUUUUAUUUUUUAGCUCUUGUAUUUGAGGAAUUUAUAAUCACUAUAACUGCCUUACGAUAAUGCACAUCGUCUGUAUUUCAUAGACUCAUCGAUGCAUCAUUCCAUAGCUUUUGAGAUCCUUAUACCUACGUUAUAUUUCAUCUUAAUUUCAAGAGAGUAAUCCAAAGAAAUGAAUAGUCAAAAUGACUCAGAUUAUUGGGGUAGAGUUGGAGGAUGUGUUAUGGACAAGGCUUCUUUUCUGCAAUGAAAUGGGUUGUUGAUUCUGAUUUUUAAAAUUUUAAGGCAUAUUUCCAGGUUUCCAAUCUGGAAAGCCACUUCAUAAAAGCUAUUCAUUGUAGAGAUGGACUGUCCUGAUUGAUUUGAUGAGCAUCUUUUUCUCUACGUGUAGGUUAGUGACAAGGAAGAAUGCAGAAGCCUACGAUUUUCUUUUCCAUGUUGUGUCCUUUCUUUUCCCUAACUUCCUAUGUGAUUUUAAUUAAUUUGUGUACUGAAGAGUAUCUAGAAUUGAUAGCUCAGUGCUUGUUGCACCGUAGAUAGUGUUCCACAAACAUCCACUCACAAGUUGGAGCACCUUUUAUUUACUAAAGUACUAUGAGUGAG